This is a messenger RNA of Penicillium soppii, 1737 nucleotides long. Its product is annotated as U4/U6-U5 snRNP complex subunit PRP3. The transcript has a single exon. NCBI's taxonomy places the organism in Eukaryota, Fungi, Ascomycota, Eurotiomycetes, Eurotiales, Aspergillaceae. Bases 1 to 1737 code for a protein of 578 amino acids. Gene Ontology annotation, biological process: mRNA splicing, via spliceosome. The record is from RefSeq and is a predicted model, not a curated record. Gene Ontology annotation, cellular component: U4/U6 x U5 tri-snRNP complex.
AUGGCAGAUACAUCGGGAAAUGCGCUGAAGCGUUCUCAUCCGGAGGAUCAAGACCACAACUCCCAGAAAAGGACCCGCUCCAAUAAUGGGUCCCCAGUACCAGGUCAAGGAGUGACUCCCCCGGGCAAGCCAGACAUUGCCAAAAUGGUCGCUGAGGCAAGGGCCAAGGCAGAUGCUGUACGCGCUCGACUACAAGCCGCGCGUGGUGGUGGCGCGACAGCAACACCACCACCAGCACAAGCAGCAGCUCCCGCACCGGCACCCGCAUCCUCUCCUGCGAUGUCGAAGCUCGAACAGAUGAAGGCUAGAGUGGCGGCAGCUACUCAACGAGCUAGCGCGCCCUCUCAGCCACGACCUUCUGCCCCCGCACCAUCCUACCAACCUCCAACCCGCGACGAUGAGGGUAUUAGCAAGGCUCGCGGUGGUCUUGAUGUCGGCCUCCAUCCCGCACUCCUCUCCGAUGCCACAACUGAAUUCCGCAGUGGAAAGGGGAAGCAGGCGAAACCGAAACGCGCCGGCGGACCCCAGCUUGAUCUCUCUGGUCCAUCCGUGGAAGAGAUCAAGAAUAACCCUUACUUUGAUCCAAGUCUCAACCCUAAAGCGACAGUGGCCAAGCCACGUCAAUCUCGGCAGCUUCUCUUUAACGAAAAGGGAAAGUAUAUUCACCAGGCAGCGGCUCUACGCAGACAGGCUCAGCUGGAAGCUAUGAAAAAGAGAAUUGCCGAGAAGGCGCGACAGGCUGGUCUCGAUGAAGAAAUGGACGUGGAGAAGGCAUUCCUUGUUCCUGUUCCACCGGCCGUAGAAUGGUGGGACGAAGGUCUCGUCAACGGCAGCGACUAUUCUGCAAUUGAUGACCCAAAAAAUAUCAAAAUCGAUACCCCCGACUCCAUCAUCACGCCCUAUAUCCAGCACCCUAUCCAGCUUGAACCUCCGCAGGAAAAGCAUAUGCCUGCUCAAAAGCCCAUGUACCUUACUCCGAAGGAGCAAGCCAAGAUUCGCCGCCAGCGACGUGCAGCCGACCUCAAGGAAGAGCAAGCCAAGAUUAGACUAGGUCUUGUGGAAGCACCUGCUCCCAAGGUCAAGAAGUCCAACCUUAUGCGGGUUCUGGGAGAACAAGCUGUUAAAGAUCCCACGGCUGUGGAAGCUCGUGUAAACAGGGAGAUCGCAGAUCGCAAGGAGGCACACGAGCAAGCAAACGAAGACCGCAAGCUGACCAAGGAGGAACGACGGGAAAAACUACUGGCUCAGCAGGAGAAGGACGCUGCUUUGGGUAUCUUCCAAUCUGUGUAUCGCAUUGACAGCUUGGCAAGCGGCCGGAACCGCUUCAAGAUUGGCAAGAACGCAGAGCAGAAUAAUUUGACGGGCAUUUGUGUCAUGCAUCCAAAGCUCAACCUUGUGAUUGUCGAAGGAGGCAAACACUCUAUCCACAACUACCGAAAGCUGAUGUUAAACCGAAUUGAUUGGACUGAAAACCCUGGGUCAGAUCGAGUGUCUGCCGACAGCCCUGAGGCUCAAGUGUCAUGGCUCUCCACAGAGAAUGAGAAGGGAGAGCCCCGCGACUUCAGUCAGAAUACAUGCAAUCUUAUCUGGGAAGGUCAGGCCAAAGGUCGAGCGUUCAAGAGGUGGUUUGGUGCCCGUGUUUGUGAGACCGACUCGGCGGCCAAAGAUGCUCUAUCCAGAGCCAAGAUGGAGAGCUUCUGGACUCUAGCAAAGAGCGCCAAGCCAGCCGAAUUCUAA